This is a messenger RNA of Aedes albopictus (Asian tiger mosquito), 490 nucleotides long. It is a transcript of the gene SNRPG, whose product is annotated as probable small nuclear ribonucleoprotein G. The transcript is spliced from 3 exons. NCBI's taxonomy places the organism in Eukaryota, Metazoa, Arthropoda, Insecta, Diptera, Culicidae. Bases 160 to 390 code for a protein of 76 amino acids. Gene Ontology annotation, molecular function: RNA binding. The record is from RefSeq and is a predicted model, not a curated record. Gene Ontology annotation, cellular component: catalytic step 2 spliceosome; U12-type spliceosomal complex; U1 snRNP. Gene Ontology annotation, biological process: spliceosomal snRNP assembly; mRNA splicing, via spliceosome.
AUUCAACUUUGCAUCUUCUCCGGCUUCGCGCACAGUUUUGGCUCGGCCUAUUUUCUCAGGGCUCGGCGGGUUGAUUGCUUUGAAAAGUUUAUCGCUUCUCGGUGAUUUCUGUGGAAAUUAUAUUAGUAAUCGAACGUUUUUUGGUUUUAAUUCGCAAAAAUGUCAAAGGCCCAUCCCCCAGAGUUGAAAAAGUACAUGGACAAACGUUUGUCUCUGAAGUUGAACGGCGGACGAGUGGUUUCCGGUAUUCUGCGUGGAUUCGAUCCGUUUAUGAACGUUGUCUUGGACGAAUCCAUCGAAGAGUGCAAGGACAGCACACGAAACAACAUUGGGAUGGUGGUCAUCCGCGGCAACAGUAUCAUCAUGGUGGAAGCUUUGGACAGGAUAUAACUUACCGUUGGCUCUCUGUUUGUGGGAGUCAACUCAAACUUCUCGAUAGCAUUAAGGACAUGUGUGAAUUGGUAAAAUAAAACAAUAACUCAACAUUAGA